Molecule: messenger RNA, 1925 nt
Organism: Saccostrea echinata
Lineage: Eukaryota; Metazoa; Mollusca; Bivalvia; Ostreida; Ostreidae
Product: calpain-A-like
Exons: 12
Coding region: 64-1737 (557 amino acids)
Biological process (GO): proteolysis
Cellular component (GO): cytoplasm
Molecular function (GO): calcium-dependent cysteine-type endopeptidase activity
Source: RefSeq, a predicted model, not a curated record
UAGUGAAAAGCUUUUUCGAAAAAUUCUGGUCAGUGAUGUCUAAAUUUUUUUAUCAUCUCUAUAAUGGGCUCGAAUCCAAGUAAACAAAAUGGAAAGCGGAGUCAAUCUGCUGGAGAAGUGAGAAUCCUUGCAAACGGACACGUGCCCCCUCGCCGAACUGUUAGCACACUUAGCCGGGUGGCGGAGUCCACGGGUAUAGAGAAAAAGAAUGCAGAGGAACCAGUUAUAAAAUUUCCACAUGAGGAAUAUAAAGACGGAAAACUUGGUAUUACGAGUAAGGACACUAUAUUGGACUACCUAGACUCUCUAGAGGAUGAUGAAUUGUUCUGUGACCCAGACUUCAAUGCAGACAGAUUCGCCCUCUUUUAUAGUGACAGAGAUGCAUCCAGUUUCCAAUGGAAGCGCCCUAUGGAUCUGGUUGAGGAGUGGCAGACACCUCAGUUGAUGGUGGAUGGUGUUACCAGGGAUGACAUAAAACAGGGAACUCUGGGAGAUUGUUGGUUCUUGUCAGCAUGUGCUGCAGUCUCUCAGAAAAAAGAGUUCAUGAAAAAGAUAGUUCCUUCAGAUCAGCCCUUGUGUGGUCCUGGCUAUAAAGGUAUGGUCCAUUUUCGGUUCUGGAGGUUUGGAGAAUGGGUGGAUGUGUACAUCGAUGAUCGUCUUCCUACAGUUAAUGGAAAAUUAGUGUACGGGAGAUGUACAGAACCUCAGGAAUUCUGGGUAGCCCUCAUAGAGAAGGCAUAUGCUAAGUUACAUGGGUCGUAUGAGGCUAUCGAGGGGGGACAGGCCAUGGAUGCUUUAGUGGACCUGACAGGUGGAAUACCCCGGUUAUACGAGAUACAAGACAAGGAUCCUUUCCUUUACAGGAUGAUAGAGAAAGCUCAACAAAAACAGGCCUUCAUCACAUGUUCUAGAAAGGGAAAUUGGAAAUUAAGCAAUAAAGCUGAUCCCAAUGGUUUAGUGUCUGGUCAUGCUUAUACUGUCACAGAAGUCAGAAAGAUACAACAUGUGAGAGGAGAGGAUAAGUUGGUGAGGGUCAGAAAUCCAUGGGGAGAUAACAACGAAUGGAAAGGAUCUUGGAGUGACAGUGAUGUUAACUGGACCUGGGUAGACGAGAAGACCAAACAAGAGAUUGGGCUUCAGGCGAAGGAUGAUGGGGAGUUUUGGAUGUCCUACAGAGACUUCUGUAAACAGUUCCAGGAAGUGACCAUUUGUCAGUACGGACCAAACUUUGAUGGAGAAAGAUCAAGGGAUGAUGUUGGAUGUUAUGUUUGUGUCAAGGGAAGAUGGGAAUGUGAUAUAAAUGCUGGUGGAAGCCGAAAUGAUCUCCAUAAAUUUGCAACAAAUCCUCAGUAUUUACUCACACUUCCAGAAGCAGAUGAUUUUGACCCAAAGAAAGAUGACCCUGACCUUGAGGGGUUAUGUACCCUUGUCAUUUCCUUGAUGCAGGAACAUCGCCAAUCAAAACGAAAUGUUAAAGUCAGGAAGCUUCAAAUAGGAUUCAUUUUAUACAAAACAGAUGAACCAACAAAGAGAUUAUCUGCUCAGCAUUUUCGCUAUAACCCUGACAGUGGUAAAUCAGGGGUGUAUAUAAAUUACCGCGAGGUCAGCCAACAAUUUGAGCUCGAACCAGGGCAUUAUAUUCUCAUACCUUCCACAUUUCACCACAACGAACCAGCUGACUACAUGAUACGAGUGUUUGGUGAGAAGAUGUUUUCUCUAGAUGGACCAUUGGAGUGAUAUUUCGUAUGUACAGCCUUAUAUAUAACAGCUGAGGAAAUAAAGAAAUCAUUCCACUUAUCAAUUAAACCUUAACAUUCCUAUAGUUGAAAUUUUAGUGCUGGCAAUAUUUUAUAAUAUGUUUCUUGUAUAGUAUGUAUUGUUCUGAUGAAAUAUUUAAACUUGUGAUUUUUAGCUGUGUAUUUUUA